Molecule: messenger RNA, 1733 nt
Organism: Capsicum annuum
Lineage: Eukaryota; Viridiplantae; Streptophyta; Magnoliopsida; Solanales; Solanaceae
Product: cytochrome P450 72A397
Exons: 5
Molecular function (GO): heme binding; oxidoreductase activity, acting on paired donors, with incorporation or reduction of molecular oxygen; iron ion binding
Source: RefSeq, a predicted model, not a curated record
UUGCUCUUAAGAGAAUAGUUUCACUAUUCAGUUUAUUAAAUAUCUAUGGCAGCUGCAAUGGUAAUUGGUGCAACCAUUGGGAUUUUGGUGGCCAGUUUUAUUGGAAAAAUGUUGUACGCAGUAUGGUGGUGGCCAAAGAUGAUGGAAAAGAAGUUGCAGGAGGAAGGUAUCCAUGGCCAUCCCUACAAGUUGUUGUUUGGGAACCUUAAAGAGAUGAUGAAAAUGUCUAGAGAAGCAAAGAAACAACCCUUGUUAAAUCAUCAUAUCCUUCCUUGUGUUAAUCCUUUUCUUUUGCAUCUUUCUAACACGUAUGAGAAAACAUUUGUGCUGUGGGCUGGACUAACACCUCGUGUGACUGUUACAGAUCCAAAGCUAAUUAGAGAAGUGGUGAACAGAUAUAAUGAAUUCGAGAAGCCUAAAUCCAAUGCUUUCAUCGACAUGUUUGUUACUAGACUUGCCAGUUACAAUGGUGAAAUUUGAAUUGAUUCGGGGUUUAAAAAAGUGAAGGAGACUUUUGAAUUAUGUAAUCUUAAAUAUAGGACGUUCCCGGCAUUUUGUGAGUGUUCUGAUGAAAUGAUAAACAGAUGGGAGGAAUUGGUCAGCAAAACAGGAAGUUGUGAGUUGGAUGUGGCAGAUGAGGUCCUAAACGUAGGUGGAGAUGUUAUAUCAAGAGCUGCAUUUGGCAGCAAUAUUGAAGAAGGAAGGACCAUUUUCCUACUUCAAAAGGAGCAGUGCGAGCUUAUUUUGGCCUCUCCUUUUACCCUUUUCUUUCCUUCCCUAAGAUUCUUUCCAACAGCAUCAAACAGAAAAGCAAGGUAUAUCCACAGGAAAGUGAUAUCAUUGAUAAGAGGAAUAAUAGAGAAGCGAGAGGAGGCCAUGCAAAGAGGAGAGUCGGACAAUGAUGACAUUUUAGGCUUACUCUUAAAAGCAAGAAAUGAAGGAAACAAGUCCAAAGGAGGAAGAGGAAUAUCAACUGAUGAUGUGAUUGAGGAAUGUAAAGAAUUUUACCUUGCUGGACAAGACACAACCACAGCUUUGCUGUCAUGGACACUGGUGGUCUUAUGCAUGCACCCUGAGUGGCAAGACAGAGCUAGGAAUGAAGUGUUUCAAGUCAUUGGAAAAAACAAACCAAAGUUUGAUGACUUGAAUCAACUAAAAAUAAUGAACAUGAUAUUCCAAAAGGUGUUGAGAUUAUAUCCAGCACUCAUCCUUUAUCGAAGCACCUCAAAGAGCACAAAAUUGGGAGACAUGACAAUUCCACCGGGAGUACAAUUGCGUGUGCCUAUAUAUCUAGUACAUCGUAAUCCUGAAGUAUGGGGGGACGGCGCAUUGAUGUUCAAUCCAGAGAGGUUCUCAGAAGGGGUAUCGAAAGCUGCAAAAGAGCCGUUGUAUUUCCCCUUUGGUUGGGGUCCUCGAAUGUGCAUCGAUAAUAACUUUGGCAUGGUGGAAGCGAAGCUCGUUUUAUCUCAAAUUCUGCAGCGCUUUUGGUUUGAACUCUCUCCUUCCUAUAAGCAUGCCCCUCAUGUCACACUGGUUAUGAAGCCUCAAUAUGGUGCACAGAUUAUCCUGCACAAGCUUUGAGCCUUCCGGCUGAGGGUGGUAAGUUGUAGUAGUACUAGUUUUUCAAUAAAGGUUGAGAUGUAUUCUGCUACUAUUUAUGCGUUUCAAUACCUUGUUAUUUUGGAUGUGACAACCUUAUUCUCAUUAGCACUAUGAAGGUAAUAAUUAAUUGA